This is a messenger RNA of Archocentrus centrarchus (flier cichlid), 1662 nucleotides long. It is a transcript of the gene dync2i2, whose product is annotated as dynein 2 intermediate chain 2. Gene Ontology annotation, cellular component: ciliary plasm; cytoplasmic dynein complex. Gene Ontology annotation, molecular function: dynein light chain binding; dynein heavy chain binding. Gene Ontology annotation, biological process: intraciliary transport. The transcript has 9 exons. The coding region runs from base 125 to 1642 and encodes 505 amino acids. NCBI's taxonomy places the organism in Eukaryota, Metazoa, Chordata, Actinopteri, Cichliformes, Cichlidae. The record is from RefSeq and is a predicted model, not a curated record.
UCGCGACAUGAUCUCCGUAACCAAGGCAACUGCAGCUUUGUGUAAAAUGGCUCCAAUCGGCUCUCGGGCCGCUUAGCAUGCAGCUCCUCGGUGCGGAUGUAUUUGAUGAUGCCUUGUUAUUAGCAUGUUCACAGACGAAGCCUUGGACGCAGUGAGCGUCCGGUCCCUGUGGAGGAAGUCCCAUCAGGCGGCGCAGGACUCGAGAGGAUGUCAGACCCGGGCACUUGACCGUGCAGAGGCAGAGGUCCAGACUGUUUCCACUGCUGUCGGCUGUACUCAGACGGAGCUGCAGGAGCGGGCUGCAGAGCGGCUCUUCCAGCAAAACCAAAAUGAACCAGAGCCGCCUGGCCUGAGGGACUUCCUGCAGCGAGUUGAGGACACGGUCAUUAGAGAGUUAGUGAGAAAUGCCAGGAGCCAUGCCUUUGAUGGGUUUCAGGCAAACUGGGAAGAUCACAGUCAGCAGAUCUCCCUUAUCCAUUCCCUUCAACAUCCCAGAGCUCAGGAGGAAGGUCUGCAUGUCACCAGUGUGUCCUGGAGUUGCACAGGUUCAGUCAUUGCCUGUGCCUAUGGUCGGAUUGACACUGGAGACUGGAGCACUGACAGCUCGUGUGUUUGCACGUGGAACCUGGACCGUCGAGGCCUGCGCCCCAAUCAAGCGGACCUGGUCAUCGAUGUUCCUACUUUAGUCACAGCUUUGUGCUGUCAUCCCAGCCAGCCUGCCCUCAUCGCAGGGGCUCUGUACAGUGGAGAGGUGGUGGUUUGGGACACCAGUCGGAUUCAGGACCCCGUGGUAGCUCAAACCGGUUUGUCUGCAGACAGUCACAGAGAGCCUGUUCACCAGGUUUCCUGGGUGCCUCUGCAAAAGAAAGGAGAGUUUGGGGUGUUGAGUGCCUGCUCAGGAGGAAGGGUGCUGCUGUGGGCGGUAGACUUGGAGCAAGGCAGGUUUGUCCAGAGUGCCGCCUAUGCCCUGCUACAACAGCAGGUUCCUCACAGCAGCAGCAGCUUCAAGGCCCCCAGCAGCAGCAGCAGUGUGGGCAUCACCUCCAUGGCUCUGUCCCCGUGGGAUUCUGACACCUUCCUUGUGGGGUCUGAGGGUGGCCUGCUGCUCAGAUGCUCCUUCUCCUCCCAAACACUGGCUGCAGCACCCUUUGAGAGCCAGAGUGUGACGCCGAGAGCCCCGGCAGUCUUCUCCUUCAGGCCCCGCAGCGGCCCCGUCCACUCCAUACACUAUUCCCCUUUCCACAGGAACCUCUUUGUGAGUGCAUCAACUGAUGGUCUGGCCCACCUCCAUUCUCUGCUGCAGACCAGCCCGUUGCUCUCUCUCAGGGUUUCAGACUCCUACGUGUUUCAGGUGCAGUGGUCACCAACCAGACCAUUGGUUUUUGCUGCAGCCACUGGACAAGGUGAGGUGCAGAUGUUUGACCUCAGCCGCCGCUCGCUGAGGCCAGCAGCUACAAUCAAGCAGGGAGCCACGGGUCAAGCUGCAACAUGUUUGGCCUUCAACUGUCAGAACCCUCACCUGUUGGCAGUGGGCAAGACUGACGGGACAGUCAGCAUUUGGCAGCUGAGUGCUGAUCUGACGGAGCAGAGACCCAGAGAGAGCGACCAACUGGAGAAGAUAGCCAAUCAAGUGGCAGAGUGAGACCAAUCAGCUGAGACAGA